UGAAGCCUUACCUCCCCAACCUUCGGCCUGAGGUAACAGUCGUCAUGAAUGAUGACACAAAUCUUGAUCAAUCACUAGUCUUGCAGUUACAGGAUACCUUUCUCUUAGGUCAGAAGGAUUACAGCGAGAAAGAUGUCCCAGCAGCUCCAACUCGUUAGAUCUGGGUCUUUCGUGGAUGCCCUGGCAUCAUGCUUCACCCGCAUGCCACAAGCAGAUUUUCUGGGGUUCUUCGACACGAUAGAAGGGCCAAGUCCCCACCAAAUUGCUCUCUUAGAGCGAGAUCGUUUCCCGGAAGCUUUAUGCCAUGAUAUGGAGUGGAAUAGGGUUCAGUUCUUGGCCAGCACGCCCAUGGUGCCUGCCAAAUUAAUGUUUGAUUUACCCAUCGCAAUUCACAAACUUGGUAGAACAAUUCGGAAUCCCCUUGUUGACUGCUUUCCUUGCCAGAACAUGUCUGCUAUGCUCACAGCCCCGGGCCCCAUAUCGCGAGCUCAGGAUCGCUGUUUGUGGUCUGGAAUCCGGGCCCCGUUACAGAAUCUCCACACUGUUGCCUUCCAGCAACCUCUGGACCAUGCACAAUACCGACUCCCACCACCAGCUUUGGGAAAGGCCUACCCGCAUCUCAAACUGUUUUCUAGGGCCAUAUUUUCAGGUCCGGACCUCGAACGCGUUUAUGUCUACAUGGAUGCGCCGGAGAAAAUGAUGAUCCUGCGCAACCAGGGGAAACUGACAGUGGCCCCGCUGCUGGAUGGCCUGCAGUGGAAGCACAUCAAGGUUUUUUCUCUGGCAUACGCCGCCUUGACCGAAUCCCAGCUUAUCAAGUGGCUUGCCCCACUUGGUCCUAUCCUCGAAGUCAUGUUUUUUGAGUACAUCCAUCUUCGCGCCGGCACUUGGGGGCUUAUCCUUGACCGGCUCAGGGAAUUAGUCGACCAAGCUAAACAGCAUCAUGAGAUGAUUCCACGUGUAUACCUCCGAAUGCUCCGUGAAGCAGAGAUGAAUGAGGGUUCUCAUAUCAAGAUUCGAGCCAACCUGUAUGUGCGCGGUCAGUCGGAUCAGGGGAAUCCGUGUAAGCUAUACCACUCGGUCAACUGAGCUUCUGUCUCUGUUCAUGAAUGUCGCUAAGGAAAGUCCCUAAGC
Aspergillus homomorphus CBS 101889 is the source of this 1134-nucleotide messenger RNA. RefSeq lists its product as uncharacterized. The transcript has a single exon. Lineage: Eukaryota; Fungi; Ascomycota; Eurotiomycetes; Eurotiales; Aspergillaceae. The coding region runs from base 133 to 1089 and encodes 318 amino acids. The record is from RefSeq and is a predicted model, not a curated record.